Molecule: messenger RNA, 3932 nt
Organism: Equus quagga
Lineage: Eukaryota; Metazoa; Chordata; Mammalia; Perissodactyla; Equidae
Gene: RASA3
Product: RAS p21 protein activator 3
Exons: 24
Coding region: 80-2584 (834 amino acids)
Biological process (GO): intracellular signal transduction; regulation of GTPase activity; negative regulation of Ras protein signal transduction
Molecular function (GO): GTPase activator activity
Source: RefSeq, a predicted model, not a curated record
GCGGGGUCGGACGCAGAGCCGGGAGCUCGGCCGCUGGGCUCCGGCUGCUUGCGGGGCUCGGCGCCAGUUCCGGGCAAGCAUGGCGGUGGAGGAAGAGGGGCUCCGGGUCUUCCAGAGCGUGAAGAUCAAGAUCGGGGAAGCCAAAAACCUCCCCAGCUACCCGGGGCCAAACAAGAUGCGGGACUGCUACUGCACCGUGAACCUGGACCAGGAGGAGGUUUUCAGGACCAAGAUCGUGGAGAAGUCACUCUGCCCCUUCUACGGAGAGGACUUCUACUGUGAGAUCCCACGGCGCUUCCGCCAGCUUGCCUUCUACAUCUUCGACAGAGACGUCUUCCGGCGGGCCUCCAUCAUAGGGAAGGUGGCCAUUCAGAAGGAGGACCUGCCAAAGUACCACAACAGGGACACCUGGUUCCAGCUGCAGCACGUGGACGCUGACUCGGAAGUGCAGGGCAAGGUCCACCUGGAGCUGCGGCUGAAUGAGGUCAUCACCGACACAGGCAUCGUCUGCCACAAACUGGCCACACGCAUCCUCGAGUGCCAGGGCCUCCCCAUCGUGAACGGGCAGUGCGACCCCUAUGCCACUGUGACCCUUGCGGGACCUUACAGGUCGGAAGCAAAGAAGACAAAGGUGAAGAAGAAGACCAACAACCCCCAGUUUGACGAGGUGUUCUAUUUCGAGGUGACCAGGCCCUCCAGCUACAGCCGCAAGUCCCACUUCGACUUUGAGGAGGAGGACGUGGACAAACUGGAAAUCCGGGUGGACCUCUGGAACGCCAGUAACUUGAAAUUUGGAGACGAGUUUCUGGGAGAGCUGAGGGUCCCACUGCAGGUGCUGCGCCAGUCCAGCUCCCACAAGGCCUGGUACUUUCUCCAGCCCCGAGACAAUGGCAGUAAGAACCUAAAGCCAGGGGACCUGGGGUCCCUGCGGCUGAACGUGGUUUACACGGAGGACCACGUCUUCUCCUCUGACUCAUACAGCCCCCUGCGGGACCUGCUGCUCAAGUCAGCGGACGUGGAGCCUGUCUCAGCGUCUGCGGCGCAUGUCCUGGGCGAGGUCUGCAGAGAGAAGCAGGAGGCGGCCAUCCCACUGGUGCGGCUCUUCCUGCACUAUGGCCGCGUGGUGCCCUUCAUCAGCGCUAUUGCCAGCGCAGAGGUGCAGCGGACACAGGACCCCAACACCAUCUUCCGAGGAAAUUCCUUGACAUCCAAGUGCAUCGACGAGACGAUGAAGCUGGCAGGGAUGCAGUACCUGCAUGUCACCCUGAAGCCCACCAUAGAGGAGAUCUGCCAGAGCCACAAGCCCUGCGAGAUCGACCCCGUGAAGCUGAAAGACGGUGAAAGCCUCGAAAGCAACAUGGAGACGCUGCGGCAGUACGUGGACCGUGUCUUCAACGUCAUCACCAAGUCGGGAGUGAGCUGCCCAACUGUCAUGUGCGACAUCUUUUUUUCUCUCCGCGAGGCGGCUGCCAAGCGCUUCCAAGAUGACCUGGACGUGAGGUACACGGCUGUGAGCAGCUUCAUUUUCCUGAGGUUCUUCGCUCCUGCCAUCCUGUCCCCCAACCUCUUCCAGCUCACACCUCACCACACGGACCCACAGACGUCCAGGACGCUGACUCUCAUCUCCAAGACCAUUCAGACUCUGGGCAGCUUAUCCAAGUCAAAGUCCGCCAGUUUUAAGGAAUCCUACAUGGCUACAUUUUAUGAAUUCUUCAACGAGCAGAAGUAUGCUGAUGCAGUGAAGAACUUCUUGGAUUUGAUCUCGUCCUCCGGAAGAAGAGACCCCAAGAGCAUAGAGCAGCCCCUCCUGCUCAAGGAGGGGUUCAUGAUCAAGAGAGCGCAAGGACGGAAACGCUUUGGGAUGAAGAAUUUCAAGAAAAGAUGGUUCCGCCUGACGAACCACGAAUUCACCUACCAGAGAAACAAAGGAGAUCCUCCGCUGUGCAGCAUCCCCAUCGAGAACAUCCUGGCAGUGGAGCCGCUGGAGGAGGAGUCCUUCAAGAUGAAGAAUAUGUUCCAGGUCAUCCAGCCAGAGCGAGCCCUGUACAUCCAGGCCAACAACUGUGUGGAGGCCAAGGCCUGGAUUGACGUGCUCACCAAGGUGAGCCAGUGCAACCAGAAGCGACUCACCGUCUACCAUCCCUCCGCCUACCUCAACGGCCACUGGCUGUGCUGCAGGGCCUCCUCGGACACGGCCACCGGCUGCUCCCCCUGUACCAGCGGCCUCCCAGCAAACAUCCAGCUGGACAUUGAUGGGGACCGUGAGACAGAGCGCAUCUACUCCCUCUUUAACUCCUACAUGAGCAAGCUGGAGAAGAUGCAAGAGGCCUGUGGGAGCAGAUCCGUGUACGAUGGGCCAGAGCAGGAGGAGUACUCGACCUUCAUCAUCGAUGACCCCCAGGAGACUUACAAGACACUGAGGCAGGUCAUCGCCGGGGUUGGGGCCUUGGAGCAGGAGCACGCGCAGUACAAGAGGGACAAGUUCAAGAGGACCAAGUAUGGGAGCCAGGAGCACCCCAUCGGGGACAAGAGCUUCCAGAGCUACAUCAGGCAGCAGUCUGAGGUCUCCACCCACUCCAUGUGAGGCCGCCCCACAAAGCCGCCUGUGGAGGAGGAGACAAGGUGGAACCAACGAGCAGGGGACCCGCGGUGUCAGUGGGAGACAGAGUCCCGAGCCCCUGGCCUCCCAGGCUCCGGGGCCAUCUCUGUGGUUGCACUCACCUUAUUCACGCUGGUGGCCAGGACGGAGCUGGCCUUUCUAGAGCGAGGGGCCAGUCAUGUGCAUGGCCGCAAUGCGCUUCUGCCCACAUGCACCUUCGCUGGCUCUGCGGCCUGCCCGGGCCCCUGGCUCUCCUUCAUGGCUCCGCUUCGCUCGGCCGGACACUCAGCAUCUUCUUUCCCCGGAGCCUGUGGUCCUAUGGCCGUGGCGAGGCUCCAGGCUCAGCUCUGCGAUUUGGCUCCUUCCUGCUGGAGGUCCGUUUUGUGCUGGGUUGUGUGGAACGGCACUGAGAUCCCAACUGGAGGACGCCCUUGGCGUUUGGGGGCACCGGGGUCCUCCUGCAGAGUUCCUGGGGGUCCAGUCUUGCCUGCGGAGAUUGGAGCCUCGCCUCACCAGCCACUGAGAUGAGCCAGGGGCUGAGCCGUGUCUGCUGGGCCCUCUUCAGGCACAGAUUGUGUUGGUUUGCCGUCCACGGGCUUAAAAGUAGAAUCCACGUUUACCACCCUUUGUGGAAGUUUGGGGAAGAUUUUUAAAAUAGAAAUGUGUAUCAUAUUCAAGCUGUCUUUCCUAAUGUUUUUAAAGGACCGUUUUUUUAUUAGCCCUUUGAUACAAAGUAACUCAGAACAUCCAGCCUGUUCUCACUGAAGGGGAGGGUGCUGCAUGAGGGUGAAAUGGGCCGUGUGUCUCACGGAGCCGAUUAAAGGUCCUCCAGGGAGAAUCAGGGAGGGAGGAAUGCUGAGUUGGAAGCAGGCACCUGCCGUGCAGACACCAGGCCCAGGAGCAGGGAUCCACUGUCUUUGAAGCCCCCAGGAGCUGUCAGGGCCACAGAGGGCUGUGCUCCUCCUGGGUGGGGUCCUGACAGGGGCGGUCAGCCCCCCAGCUGUUUGCCAACUUCUCCCAGACGGUCCUCACGCCACAGGUGCCGGCUUCAGAAAGUGCUGUUCGGAUGCGUGGGACCCUGUGCCUAUCUCUGUUCUUGUUUGCAAGCACUGUCCCUCAGACUCUUCAUCUAGAUGGCAGAUAGUAAGUUACUUGUCACAAUAAUGGAGGAGGAAAAUGUUGGAAAAAGUAAACUUUGGGACACAGCCAUUAGGCUGCAUCGAACUGCAAUUUUUAACACGGAUUUGUAACUUAAUGUCUCUGUUUAUAAGAUACUAACGACUUGCAAUGUAUUUUACUGGCCAAUUAAAGCAGACAUUCUCUUCUUUCUGAG